CAAUUGUUUCACUCUGCAUUUAGACUCGUUGAAGCUGUUAGCUGCUGCGUCACUUUCUUUGUGUUUCUCUCUCGCUGCACGUUGACGGCACGUGGAGUUGCGACGGUCUUCAGAGGACUUCUGGUUGCACUGUAAAGAUGUCGUCUAACACGGACGUGGCUGCGGAGCGCGUGGCGGUGCUCGCUCGCCAGCUCUGCGCGGGCUCCGCGAGCGCGUUGAGCCUGAGCGUGGACUCCAAGCAGAUGCGUGAAUUUAUGACGCAUGAUAACCGUCAACUCCGCGACGCCAUCUUUGAGUUCCUGAAGGACGACCUGUACAAGCCCAACCUGUACCAGGGCAUGAUGGAGUUCCGCGAGCAGACCCUGCAGCGCCUCAAGAAGUUUGUGGGGCAGCGCUUCUUCAGCGUGCGCGACUACAACAGCGACCCGCGGCGCUUCAUCGCUGCCCUGGAGUGCCUCAUGUACGCCGACUACAGCCUGGCCAUCAAGGCGGGGGUGCACUUCACGCUGUGCGGCGGCACCAUUGCCAAGCUGGGCACAGCCUACCACCACAACAAGUACCUGCCGGGUGUGGACGACCUGAGCCUGCCGGGCUGCUUCGGCAUGACGGAGCUGGGGCACGGCAGCAACGUCAUGGGCAUCGAGACGACCGCGGUGUACGACGCUGCGAGCAAGGAAUUUGUGAUCAACACGCCCAACGACGAGGCCAGCAAGUACUGGAUCGGCGGCAGCGGCCAGCACGGCAAGAUAUGCACCGUGUUUGCGCAGCUGACCGUCAACGGCCAGUGGCAGGGCCCGCACGUGUUUGUGGUGCGCCUGCGCGACGACGGCGGCCGCCUCAUGCCGGGCGUGCGCAUCCAGGACCAGGGCCCCAAGAUGGGCCUCAACGGGGUGGACAACGGCCGCAUCUGGUUCGACAACGUGCGCGUGCCGAGGGAGGACAUGCUGGACGCGUUCGCCAGCGUGUCGGCUGACGGCGUGUACAGCAGCUCCAUCCCCAGCGUGUCGGCCCGCUUCGGCACCGUGGUGGGCGGCUUGACCACCGGCCGCGUGCUGAUUGCCUCGGGCGGCAUCGACGGCGCCAAGCUGGCCCUGACCAUUGCGGUGCGCUACAGCUGCGCGCGCACCCAGUUCGGCGACCGGUACAUUAUGGAGUACGUCACACAGCAGGCCCGCCUGCUGCCGCCGCUGGCCCAGACCUACGCCUACCACUUCGCCCUGGGGCACCUCAAGUCGCUGGUGGCUGCCAAGAAGGCCUCUGACGCCAAGACCAUCCACGUGCUAUCCAGCGGCCUCAAGGCGGCGGCCACCUGGGGCCGCGUGGAGGCCAUGCAGGACUGCCGCGAGUGCUGCGGCGGCAUGGGCUUCCUGGCCGCCAACAAGAUCGGGCCGCUGAUGACGGACAUGAACGUGGACGUGACCUUUGAGGGCGACAACACAGUCAUGAUGCAGCAGGUGGCCCGCGCGCUGCUGGAGGAGCGCGCCGCCGCCCGCGGCACCGCCCCCGCCACGCCGGCGGCCGGCGCUCUGGCUGCGCCCGGCGGCACCGCCUGCGCCCGCACCCUGGCCGGGCUGCUGGCAUACCGGGAGGCGGCCCUGGUGUCGCAGGUGGCUGAGGACAUGGCGGCGGCGGCCUCGCGCGCGGACGGCGCGGCGGCCAAGGCGGCGGCCAGCGCCGCGGCGUUUGACCGCAACCUGGACUUGGUGGUGCAGAUCGGCUGGGCCAGCAUGGAGAAGUUCUGCUACAGCAACUUCCUCAAGGAGGUGGAGCGCGCGCCGCCGGCGCUGCAGCCCCCCCUGGCGGCCCUGGCGCGCCUGUACGCCGUCAGCCGGCUGCAGCGCGCCGCCGCCUUCUAUCUGGCCGCCGGCGCCGCCAACCGCGCCGACGUGGCGGCGCUGCGCGCCGCCGCCGCCGACCUGUACGGCCAGUUGACGGCGGGCGGCCCCCGCUGCGCCGCCGUGGCGCUGUGCGACGGCUUCGGCGUGCCCGACCACCUGCUGCAGGCGCCCAUCGCCUUCGACUGGCGUAAGGUGUAGAGGGCUGGAGGAGAAGGAGGAGGAGGAGGAGGGUAAAGAGGAGGAGGAAGGUGGGGGGAGGAGGAGGAAAUGUGUGGUGUGGAAGGUGUGGGCGUUCGGGGCGGGAGGCGAAAGGAGGGGUGCGUGGGAGGCGGGUGGCGCGCGCCGCGCUGGUGGCGGGUGUGAGCCGGCGCGUGGGCUUGUGGGGCGUCUGGUGAGCGUGUGCUUUCUGUGCGGACUGUGGGGCUCUUGGAGUGCGGACUUGCUUUCAGUAGGUAGUUGUAUGAACUUGGGAGCGGGGCGUUUAGCGCCAGACAAUUCGUUCACCGGAUGCGUGCGGAACGAGGGCUUUGCCUCUAGGUAGACCCUCGCUUCUCUUGUGAAAUUUAUAGCGUCGCCAUUAGGACGCGACAAAUCUUCUUGUGUGGUACGUGUGUGGGAGUGGUGAGUUAGUCCACUUCUUGUCUUCUGUUGUUGGGGGUGAACAUUGCGCCCCCGCGCAAGUAGACGUGACUUGUGUGGUGUCGACUGUCGAGGACAAAUACCAAGCCCACCCAGGGCAGGCUUGGCCAGUAGCCGCCUUGCCUAAUCAAAACCCUCUCCGUGUGUCGUGCAUCUAGAAUGCUCUGCCUCGGUGCUUUCUUGGCAAUGUGCAUACCGUAUGCUUCCAUUGCGUUUGGCUGUUCACAUGGGUGAUCGCAAGCGUUGCCAAAGCCCUGUGGGUUCGCUGUGAACUUGCACGUGCGUUAGUGUUUGGUAAACAAAAGUGUGAGGUACAAUGCGUGCCGUUUGGUCGACGGUGCGUGCCGUUUGGUCGUCGAGUGCGGUACGAUGCGUGCCGUUUGGUGUGGUGCGGCAACAGGAGGGAGUGGAGCUGGUGGGGUAUGGAUGAGUAGAGUAGGGUGUCAACCGCAUGGCGUCUGGGCACGUGGAUCAGAAGGAGUUGACCAGGCCAGAUUCACCAGGCCUUGACCAGACAGCCCUGUAAUCGACCUAGUCCCUU
This is a messenger RNA of Chlamydomonas reinhardtii, 3018 nucleotides long. RefSeq lists its product as uncharacterized. The coding region runs from base 138 to 2036 and encodes 632 amino acids. The transcript is spliced from 14 exons. Gene Ontology annotation, biological process: lipid homeostasis; fatty acid beta-oxidation using acyl-CoA oxidase. The record is from RefSeq and is a predicted model, not a curated record. Gene Ontology annotation, molecular function: FAD binding; fatty acid binding; acyl-CoA oxidase activity. NCBI's taxonomy places the organism in Eukaryota, Viridiplantae, Chlorophyta, Chlorophyceae, Chlamydomonadales, Chlamydomonadaceae. Gene Ontology annotation, cellular component: peroxisome.